GCGGUUUUCCUUUUUUUUCCGUUUUUCAUCGCUCAUUUUCAUUUAACCGAAUGAUCUGAGAGUGCCGCGUGCGGCGCGUAGACCGAGUGCGGUGAGUGCAUAUUCUGUAUGCACUUCAGUGUGACUGUGCGUAGGUGCACCUCCGAGCUGGAGCACCCAGGAGGUUUCCCUUCAUCGCCCUGGGCGGCUGUACUGGGGCACCAACACACCGCCGCUGCUGCCGUAGCGGCGGCAGCAGCCACCAGCAUGAUGCAAACUAGGGACCAUCACUCGUACGCCACCCAUCAUCCUGCUACUCCCAUUGACUUGCACGUACCGCAGGCUUUUCCCUACUACCGAUAUCGAGAUGACACCCUAUGUUGGACCGAUAGGAAACCGUCUAUGGAAGAUGUAGGAAAUGCUUCAUCUGUAAAUGCACGGUAUGUUUAAA
Molecule: messenger RNA, 430 nt
Organism: Phyllotreta striolata
Lineage: Eukaryota; Metazoa; Arthropoda; Insecta; Coleoptera; Chrysomelidae
Source: the annotation of a GenBank genome assembly